Debaryomyces hansenii CBS767 is the source of this 975-nucleotide messenger RNA. RefSeq names its product pheromone-regulated protein. Lineage: Eukaryota; Fungi; Ascomycota; Pichiomycetes; Serinales; Debaryomycetaceae. The record is from RefSeq and is a predicted model, not a curated record. Gene Ontology annotation, cellular component: cellular bud neck; fungal-type vacuole. Bases 1 to 975 code for a protein of 324 amino acids. The transcript has a single exon.
AUGAGAGUUUUCAACUUUAUUCUACCUGUGGUGACAAUAUUGACAAUUCUUAAAGGUGUGGAUGCUGACACAAAUGUGGUAGCUACUACCUCUAGGAAACCAACUAAUAGAGUUCAUGCUCACCAUAUGCACAGAGCCUCCCACACGCCAGACGGGGCUACCCAAGUGACGAAGGGCCCUCAGACAACAAGCGUGACAGUAGUAAAGAGAGCUGAUAUGCCCAGCCUUUCAGAGUCGGAAACAAAAUCAUACUCUUACAGCUUGGCUAUUCCAAAUGCUAGCAAAACGUCAAGUUCGAGAAAGGAUCCAUACAUUUACAGGUCCAACUUGCCUGAAAACUUAGUGUUCAUAGUGGUAGGUGCAAUCAUCGGCUUCAUACUAUUGUCUUUCCUUGGCUACAGAAUCACAGCCUACAUACUAUCUAACCAAAGGGCAAAGACCGACAGAGAAGUCUACACCAAUUUUGGACACAACUCAGGAAGUGGUUUCGCUUUCGGCAGCGAGAGUUCCAAUUCUUCGAUGCUUGAAAAAUCGUCGCUCGGCUCCGUGUCAAGCCUCCACAUGCUAUCUCGACACAAUUCGCUUCUCCAGCUACAACACGACAAUGACACCAGUACAUUAUCCAAUUCGCAACAAGGCAGGUCCUAUAGAAAUGCUAUUAGCGACAAUAAGUCCAACAGAGGCUCUAUGUUCAUCAGUCCGGUACUAGAGCUCAUGAACACAAAAUCCAACUCUCAAUUGGAAUUACCACUUUAUCAUAAAAAUGCCUCCCAAACGUUCAACAGCAGUCUGGCAUCGCUUAUACAAAACCCGGCCAUGAUGGAUUCCCCUAUAAACGAUUUCCAACCAACCAGGGAUCACACUAAUGGCUCUUCCCCAGACAUGCUGCUGGUACAAACGCAAUUGCAUCCCCAGCAACCACAAUCAAAGCUCAAGAGACCGCCUUCCAUGGUGUUGGACAACUUAAUUAACUAA